UCUCUUCAUCUCUGAAUGAUUGAAAACUCAACAUCUACAUGUCUUUCUCUGUUCUGUCUUCCUCUUCCUCACUUUCUGUUUUAAUGUCUUUAUUGUAAACACACACAGUGUUAUUACCAUUAUCAGUUGUAUUAUAUAUUGUGUGUUUGUCAGAGUGGCUGAAGACUCUGUGAGGUAUCUGAACUUCUCUCUGGAGGACAGAGGUCCAAAACCUCUCAACAUCAUCUACAAGGUGGAGAAUCUGGGUUUCAAAGGUUUUUGGAGACUAAAAACACACAGAUUUCAUCUCUGUUUAGUUCAUUUGAUUCUCUGGUUUAUUGGUGUCAGCGUUUCAGUUCUCAGUGUUGUGUUGAUGUUUCAGGACGGUCACUGCGGGAAGUUUGAGUGUGGUCAGUUUGAUCUGCAGAAAUUUUCAGAAGUUCACUUCAUCCUGACGGCAGAUGCAGCUCUCCAGAACGUGAAGGAAUACAAGAGCAAACACUCCUUCAGCGAGUUCAGAAAGGAUUUAGGAUUCGACAUCAGCGCCGAGCUCCACUUCAACAGAAGCCGCUACAACCAGACGUCAACCGGCCUGAAGGACGACCCUCACAAAUCACAGACUAAAGUAAGUGCAGAGUUUGUCGUUCCACCCAGUAAAAUGCUGAUCGUCGGCACUGGCGCAGGGGGCGGAGUCAUCCUGCUCAUUAUCUUAUUGAUCCUGCUGGUGAAGUGUGGGUUUUUUAAACGAACGCGCCCUGACGAGUUUCUGUCAGGGGAUGAAAACAUGACUUCGGUUGAGACGAAUCCCAGUUCUGAACCGCCAAACACUGAAGAAUAAAUUCACAUUUAGCUGCUUUUCCACCACCUUGGCCUGGAAUUCUCGGCACGGUUGUCUAACCUGAAUCGUGCUGGUAGAAUCCGUGAAGUGAUGACGCACACUCAGGAUUGGUCACUUGUCUGUUGCUUGGCUACCAGUUUAUCUGGCUAAUCUCUCUAUUUGAACAAUGUAAACAUAAAUUAAUAAUAAAAGUAAUUGAAAUAUCUGAUUUUUAAUGCUCUGUGGCCUGUUGCAUGAAGCUAGUUGAACAAACUCAGAGUUUCAGAGUAGUUUUGGAGUUGACAAAUCCAGAUAAAUCCAACCUGGUUUAGAUCAGGAUUAACUGUUGCACAACACUCGGUAUAAACUUUCUCUGUCAACUCAUUUUUAAUCCAGAGUUUGCAAAGCGCAUGCACCUGAAAGUGUGACACGUGCGGCAAACAGCCAAUCACGCGGAACAAGGAGAACGUCCGUUUGAUUCACUUCUCGCGAGAGCCGCGCAAUUUAUGUCUCUUCCGAAGAUUAAGAGAUCGUUAUGAAAAAUAUAAAAUUAAACAUUUACAAAGCAGGAAUAAACACUGAUGCAGUGAAAGUGUGAGAAGGCAGCUGAAAGAAAAUAUCUAACUCUAUCAAUGCAUGUGAAUCAAACAAAUAGACCAAAUAAUUAAUAUAGUUUCAUUAAGAGCUCAAAAGGAUACAUGUAAGCUUAAUCUGAUGAAAAGCUUUAUAUAUUAUACAUGUAUCAUGUUUAUUUUAAUUUAAAAGCAAAGUUUAAUUUUUUCAAUUAAUAUAAUAGGCCUAAUUAUAUGAAUAUGUCAUGAAUUAUUCAUAAUUUUAAUUUAUUUAAUAAGUUUGUGAUCUCUAACUCGGAAUAAAACCUGCUCCGGAGCAGGUUAGCCGAAGCGUAAGUUACCGUAGCAAUGAAACACGCUAAAAACCAAUCCAACUUCAUAAGCCCGAAAAAACAGAUUUUGCUUAAACUAAUCUUGAACUUACCUGGGUAGCAACUGAAACCGGCUUUGUGCAACAGGCCACUGGUUGUAUGAUAAUGUUUUCUUGAGGCUCAUUGUGUGUUCAGUAUGUUUAGAUUAAUUCUGAAUAUUUUUUGUUAUUCUGAAUAUUAAUAUUUUUAAAAGAAGAGAAAUUAAUGUUCAAUUAAUAUACAAAUAAAUGAGUUUUAUACGUGA
This is a messenger RNA of Megalobrama amblycephala (Wuchang bream), 1983 nucleotides long. RefSeq names its product integrin alpha-E-like. NCBI's taxonomy places the organism in Eukaryota, Metazoa, Chordata, Actinopteri, Cypriniformes, Xenocyprididae. Gene Ontology annotation, molecular function: integrin binding. Gene Ontology annotation, biological process: cell adhesion mediated by integrin; integrin-mediated signaling pathway; cell-cell adhesion. Gene Ontology annotation, cellular component: integrin complex; external side of plasma membrane. Bases 353 to 817 code for a protein of 154 amino acids. The transcript is spliced from 6 exons. The record is from RefSeq and is a predicted model, not a curated record.